Molecule: messenger RNA, 4129 nt
Organism: Marmota monax (woodchuck)
Lineage: Eukaryota; Metazoa; Chordata; Mammalia; Rodentia; Sciuridae
Gene: Lrtm2
Product: leucine rich repeats and transmembrane domains 2
Exons: 6
Coding region: 910-2022 (370 amino acids)
Cellular component (GO): plasma membrane
Molecular function (GO): protein binding
Source: RefSeq, a predicted model, not a curated record
CGAUUAAUCCACAGGCGCUUUUUUUUCCACUGAAAUGUGAGCAUUGCAAGGGUGAGCGCUGCCCUCGCGGCCGUGAGCGCCUGGGCGCGCGCGCCUGUGUGUGCCUCUGCCGCUGUCAUCACAGAUGUACCCCCAGCUGUCACUCCAUUGCUCCGGCUCUCUGCUCUGCGCACACGCGCGCGCUCUCCUCCCUCUCCCCUCACUUCCCCCUCUCUUAUCUGUCUUCCUCCGUCCCUCCGUCUUUCCUUCUCAGUUUGUUAUUGACCCAACAGCCCCAUCCCCUCUCAACGCAGUGCGACCGGCACUCCGCCGCCGGUGCUGGGUGCUGCGUGCCAGCUUCUGGCUCCCGGACUCCGGGACUCUGCAUCCGGAGCCCACCAGGCUCUGCUUGGCGCUCGUGUCUGGAUUUAGAGCUACCUGAUCUAAGGGGCUUAGGGUCCCAGUGAGGAAAGAAGAGCAAGCUGCUCUCUGCACACCUGGCCUCUUCCCAGCCCUUGGUGAUCUCACCCUCUCCUCCGUGGCCCUGUCUCUCCUGCGCCAGCAGCUGUUGCAGCAUGAACCCCUGAGCUGAUGAGUCUUAUUAUAGACUGGCUGGCAGAAGAGGGAGCAUUGCAAUUCCCCCUAAGGCGACUGUGGAAGCGGAAACAGGGCCACCCAACGGCUCUCACCUGACCUGCCAGCAGACACUGCAAAGGAUCUGGCCUCUAUCUCCCUGAGCCAUGGAGAGAUGGGCCUCAGUUUCCCUACCUGUGAUGUGGGAAAGCCCAGACAGAGGAGACCAUAUUGUAAUGAAAACAUCUUAGAGGUCACCAUUCCAGAGAGGCAUCAAGAAGAGGACUGACAGGCAGAGCACCCCGAGGGCUCCUCUCUCCCCAGAGCUGCAGGGCCUGGAGAGCCGUGGGGUUCACCAUGCUGGCACCGGGUAAUGGCUCUGAGCAGAGGACCAGGCUUGCCCUGCAGUGGAGGCAGGUCUCCUGGAUCACCUGCUGGAUCGCCCUAUAUGCUGUGGAGGCCCUCCCCACCUGCCCUUUCUCCUGUAAGUGUGACAGCCGUAGCUUGGAGGUGGAUUGCAGCGGCCUGGGUCUCACUGCUGUGCCUCCGGAUGUGCCCGCUGCCACCCGAACCCUCCUGCUCUUGAACAAUAAGCUGAGCGCCCUGCCAAGCUGGGCUUUUGCCAACCUGUCCAGCCUGCAGCGGUUGGACCUGUCCAACAACUUCCUGGACCAGCUGCCCCGCUCCAUUUUUGAAGACCUGACGAAUCUGACCGAGCUGCAGCUGCGCAAUAACAGCAUCAGGACCCUGGACAGGGAUCUGCUGCAGCAUUCCCCACUGCUGCGCCACCUGGACCUGUCCAUCAACGGCCUGGCCCAGCUGCCCCCGGGGCUUUUUGAUGGACUCCCGGCUCUGCGCUCCCUCUCCCUCCGCUCCAACCGCCUGCAGAACUUGGACCGACUGACGUUUGAGCCCCUGGCGAACCUGCAACUGCUGCAGGUUGGGGACAACCCCUGGGAGUGUGACUGUAACCUUCGAGAAUUCAAACACUGGAUGGAAUGGUUCUCUUACCGAGGGGGGCGCCUGGACCAGCUGGCCUGCACCCUACCCAAGGAACUGAGGGGGAAGGACAUGCGUAUGGUCCCCAUGGAGAUGUUCAACUACUGCUCCCAGCUGGAGGACGAGAACAGCUCAGCUGGGCUGGAUGUUCCUGGGCCACCCUGCACUAAGGCCAGCCCAGAACCCGCUAAGCCCAAGCCUGGGGCUGAGCCUGAGCCAGAACCCAGUACAGCCUGCCCCCAGAAGCAGAGGUACCGGCCAGUGAGUGUGAGGCGAGCCAUCGGCACAGUGAUCAUAGCGGGAGUCGUCUGCGGCAUCGUCUGCAUCAUGAUGGUGGUGGCUGCUGCCUAUGGCUGCAUCUACGCCUCCCUCAUGGCCAAGUACCACCGGGAGCUCAAGAAGCGCCAGCCCCUGAUGGGGGACCCUGAGGGCGAGCACGAAGACCAGAAGCAGAUCUCUUCUGUGGCCUGAGAGCCCCCCACCUAGCCCAGGUAGGAAGGGCACGGAGAGCUCACCGGAGAUGGCUCUGGAAAGGGCUGGCUCUUCCUCCCAUCACAGUCCCUGCCUUGGCCUGACAAUGGCCACUGCUUCCCCAGUGAUAUUCUCCUCUCCAGCCCUCCAGCAGCGCAGCCAUGGGGUGGCCAUCUCCAUGAUCUUCCAGGUCUCCUGGAAGCUGACAUUGUGCUGAAGUCUCCUGUGCGUGCUCCUCUUAAGGCCACCGAAUCUUUGGAAUACUUGGGGGUGCUCCUUAAGCUUCUGGCCACGGGAAGAAAGAACAUGUGUGCAAGAGGAGCCUUCUGGACUGAGCACGCCCGUCGCCCCUCCUGCCCUGGGGGUGGUCGCAGCUGGGUGACUCUCCUAUCUCUUGCUCACUCCCACAUCAUCUGCACUUAGCGGGCAGGGAGGGAGUGAUUUGGGAGCUAGGGGUAGAUUUCUGUGACUCUUUUCUAAUCCAGAAAGGUAUUCUUAGCCCCUCUACAGUGUGAAAGCUGAGUCCUGCCUUCAGUGGCUAGUACUAACGUGCCGAGACACCAACCCUGUGAUCUGGACACAUCACUUAAACACAUAACGCUGUGAUUACAGCAUCCUGCCCCAGCAGAUGCCAAUCUGUCCCUGUAUCUGCUACAGAUCACUCUGACCACCCUGCUCCAGGAUUCACUGAAAUUCCCUCACACACAUUCACAGCAUCACCAGCACAGUCUCGUGUAUUGAAAUCACACACACACACACACACACACACACACAGUCACAUGAAGACAGAGGCCAUACCAGCUCAGGUGGCAGAGAUAGGCUUCCCCCUCGGGUCUCUAACCCUGGGACCACAGAACUGCUGCUGGCCGCAGUCUUCUCAAAUCAACGGGAGUGGGGGGAGGAACCCAAACCAAUGACACAGGAUUCCUUUGAGAUCCCCUAAAGUGGGCCAAAGUGGUGCUGCUGAAGGAGCCUGCCGUCACCAUGGUAACCUGCUCACACCUCUCCUGCUGGGUUUUCCAGGGACAAGGCCGAGAGGCCUGGAAGCUGCUGCAUGUAUGGACGGCAGCCUCCUGAGAGCCCAGCCACACACUGGGUGUUCCCUCACGAACUGUGAGUGCAGCCUCACUGCCAGGCCGGUGGGGACACCCACCAGUUCCAUGCCUGCAGCCUCAGCACUGCUACUCCGCACCUCCCACCUGCUCCAUCUCCAGCAUCUUCCACCUGUGACCAUGGGGCUGGGACUGGGCUGUGUUCUAGGAUUGGUGGCCCCCCCUUAGGGAAAGCAGGUGGCAGGUAGACGGCACACAGACGGCAUACUGGUCCUCUCUGAGGCUUGGCGACUGCCAACACCUCCCUGUAAGACUCCAGGACAAGGGACAGAAUAGCCCUAUUCUGUUCGGAUCCCUCAAAGCGGGCUUCCUGUCUCAGGGGUUUGUCUAUUCAGUCUGGCUCCUCAGAGCUUCGGAUUGCCCCUAGACUAGGGUCUGAACUAGAGAGUGUGCCCGGGGUCCUGUCUGGGACAGACACACCUAUUUCUGGGGCUGUGCAGGUUUUCAGGGUCUUUGUCCCCUGUUUGAGGCUUCCCUGUCCUUGGGAGGCUGGUGUGUGGUGAGUACCUAGGUCUCCCUCUACUGGACUCUGGCUUCCUCUUGCUCAAAGAGGACCAAGAAAUGCCACGCUGGCUCCCGGCUCUACGAUGGGGGUCCUGGUGUUGGCACUGGGGGAGGACAGCCCUGAAGGAAGGGUCCAUGGAGGGUAUCAGGGCAGGCCCAGCUUGCCUCCCGUUCCUCCUUACUCUAAGAGUGGGUGGGGGGUGUGGAGAGCCUUCGAGAAGGUCGUUCUCCAGCAGGUGGACAGAGAACACCUCAGCACGGGCAUGGGCUGCUUAUCAGAUCACAUGCCCACCCUGGCUGGGGGCACAGUCUUCCUUCCUCUCUUGACUUGCAGACUGACACCAGAGCUGGGGAUUUUCUAAGGGAAUGGGGGAGGGGAGGGCAUUGUCAGUGGUGGUAUCUUUAGCCUGAGACAGAAGAUUUUUAAAGGCAAAAUUAUAUUUCUGGUUUGUUGUUUCAGAAGACCAAUAAAGACUGUAUUUUCCUAUGUA